Trypanosoma theileri is the source of this 3915-nucleotide messenger RNA. RefSeq lists its product as uncharacterized. The record is from RefSeq and is a predicted model, not a curated record. NCBI's taxonomy places the organism in Eukaryota, Euglenozoa, Kinetoplastea, Trypanosomatida, Trypanosomatidae. Bases 1 to 3915 code for a protein of 1304 amino acids. The transcript has a single exon.
AUGUGGGGCUUUCUUCUUUCCCUUCUUCUCUGCACGGUGUGGCCGGCCGUGGCGGUGGAGUACUGCGCCGAGCACCAUCGCGAGUACCGCACGGCGCCGGGCGAGUCGUCUUUUCAUUCCGUCAGCUCCGCAGCGGGCGGCUGUGCGAAUGGCGCGCCCGCAUCGCUGGCGGUCCUGCAGCCGCCGCCGGCCCCGCACCUCCUGCUGCUCACCGGCGGGUGGAAUUAUCUCUUCGGCGCCGUGGCGGAGGGAACACUGCCGGAGACAGUCAACUUCACUCUCGCAGCGCAAUGCGGCGGGGCAGAGGUGUGCCACGCCGAAGUACAAUAUGUGAUUGAUACAAGUAAUGAAGGGGAUUCAUCAUUUACAACAACAACAACAACAACGACAACAUCGACAGCGGCGCCGAUGUACCCUCCGUGUGCGGUAUCUAUGGAAGAGUAUCAGCUAAAGUUGUCCCCUGGUAAAUCUACACUUGGAACUCUCCCCACAACUGCCGUGCAAGUUGCGUGCCCUGAUGGUUUCAAGGCUUCCAUAACACAACCUAAUGUUGGAGUGGCUGCGUUACUUGAUCCAAAUGGCAUGCAAUUUGUGUACUCUUCACCUAGUGAAGAUUUUGAAGGGAAUGUGACACUUCCUUAUCAAGUAUCCUGCAAUCGACAAGUGUUGUGUGCUGGUGCCAUGCAAAUAUGGAUUCAUGAAGAUGCUGCCCCAUGUUCAGAAAGCAAAAUAUUGUAUGAUGUGAAACCUGCUUCAGUGUUUAACGCAACACUCAAUACUCGUACAUCCUGUAAUGGCGUUUUAACAGGACGUGUUCGUUCUCAAACUGUCAUGAAUGCUUUUCAGUUUUACGAUGGUGUUUCAUUUACAUUUAAUGCACCAGAAAAUGAAGGAGAUGUUAUUGUGGAUGCUCGCUUAUACUGUGAUGAAGAGAGUUUGUGUGAUGUCACAAUAGGAUUUAUUAUUACAAACGAACUUCGUCCUUCUUCAACGAAAGCGCCAACUCCUGAAACUACCCAAAGUCCGACUACCACUCCUGUUGUGAUGUGUAAUAAGGAAUUUAAUUAUACUGUACCAACAGGAAAGCAAUUACGAGGUUCUUUGUAUGUAGAAUUACAAAAUUGUAGUGUCAUAACGUACAAUUUAUCUUCUUUAGAUUAUGCCAAAAGAUUUCAAAUUAAUCUUAUUGGUGAUUUUCACUAUUUUGCCCCAGAGGAAGAAAGUAUAGAUGUUAUACCUGUUGAUGUUAUGUGCAAAACUGAAUUUCGAUGUCGUACCCAAGUCACUAUUACAUCUUACAUCGAUGUUGCAAGCACUGAGUCUCCUACCACUCCAUCAGUAACACCUGAACCUAUUCCAUCUUGUGCCAAUGUCUAUUAUUAUCAAACAGCACCUGGUGUAGCUAUCAGUAACUCUCUAAAUGGUAUGCCAGGACAAGAUCCAUGUGUGUAUGGUCGUUAUUUUUCUCUUAUUGAUGGACCUAAAGAAGGUAAUUUGGAUAUGACCCCUAUUGGUGACUUUCUAUAUCGUCCAGGGAGAUUAGAAGGAUCCUACAGUUUCUCUUUUAACAUGUAUUGUCUUAACAAGUUGUACUGUAAAGGUAACGCAUACAUAAUUGUAAGUAACGAAUGGACAUUACCUCCUAAUGGAAAUGAACAUGGAUCUUCCUCUACAGAGCCUCCGACAGCUGAAAUAACGAAUCCGCAGAUUAAGUGCCGUGGAACGUGUAAUGAAAAAGCAUGGAAGACGUAUCCUAAACCAGCUAUGUGGGAUAAUACUCCUGGGGCUGGUUAUGCUAGACGUGAUGGUCAGGCUGUUGAUGGUCUUCAAGUGGUUUGGUCAAAUAACUCUAUUAUAAUUACUGUUUACACUAUUAUUGGAAAUCUUGGUGUAAGGUUUCCAACUUUUGAACCUUUUGAUCGUAUGGUGGGUAAAUAUUUUGAACCAAAGGAUUUUGAAGGUGUAGUAGCAGCAGAUUCCUUGGGGUUUGAAUUAAGUUGUUUACAACAUCAAGGUACUAUCGGCAUGGGUGAAGAUGUUUGGCAUUGGAAAACGCUUGGAAAUGGAACUGGAACCGGAUCUGUAGGUUCUUUAUAUAACAAGGGAAAAUCGUGGUAUCAGAAAUUUGGUGGAAAACAUAUUGGAUGUGAUACUUUUGUUGACUCUUGUCAUUAUGCCCCAUUACUUACUCCUGCUACACCAAAAGGAACUGUUGCUGGUCGUUGGGAAAUUGAUAUUGAUGACUGUGAUGCCACUUGGACAGGAACAUUUCCUUAUGCCUUAUUAGAAGAUCUUCGUAAAUCUGAUGGUAGUCCGGUAUGGUAUUUUGUUGGAGACAGACAGAUUAAAGGUACAGUUAUAUCUCAAGGGGUUCGUGCAAACUCAUGGAUUGAACCUGCGCGUAGCUUUGAUAGUCAUUAUGAAGCACAUGAUAUUAUAUUUAAUCUUCAACAAUUUAUUGUUGUAAAUAAAGUAACACCAGCACCUUUUUCUAUUGAUUCAGAGUUUUUUGAAUAUACAGAAAAUGGAGAUCGAGCUUUUGGAGUUAAUCUUUUAUUACACCCUUAUGUUACAGAUGAUAUGGAAACAAGUUAUGCAGAAGAUCGUCACGUUAUUGGAUUUAAGUGGAUUACACAAGAUUGGAUAGCACCAAGUUUUGAACAAUGCCCCACGUGUAAAGGAAAUAAAACAGUUUGUAGAGCUGAAGGAAAAUAUGCUACAUCAACAUAUACAGGUGAAUUCCCAUCUGGUGAUUGUCCAACAGGUACAGCUCGUGUUGAACUACGAAAAGGUCCUGCUAUGAAUACAACAUGUCCACCUAAUAAAAUGCAUGUAUACAAUCGUUCAGGUUUUUCAACACCCUCUCGAUGUGCAACAUCAUUUCAAAAUAUUACUAUUCGUGGUGUAGUUAUUGGUAGUAAUGCUCUUUCUAAUGCACUUCAACGAGCUUUUAAUUAUGAAGGACGUGUCGUAUUACAAUUACUAAUGACAGAUGGUACCAAACACGAUGUGGUAAUGGAUCUUUCUAUGUAUGUUACUCGUUUAUCCCAAGAUUCGUAUGCUGCUGAAGGUGGAUUGGGUGUUUGUCGAGGUUCAGACUAUUGGCCUGUGUUGGAUCCUCUCGGUACUUCACUUCCAGAUUCUCCAUUUGAGUUCAGUACAGCCACUCGUGGUCCUCUCUGCAUGGAUUCACUUAGUUCUACCUUUGGACCAAGUGGAUGGGCUACCGUAUUCUUACAACUCCCUAGUGUGAAUACAUCACAGGUGAAUGUACAUUCUAUUUCCUUACGCUAUAAUGAAACCACUGUGUAUUUGUUUUAUCAAGAUCCCGUUACUGGAGUUCCAGUGGUCCCACCAAGAACUUUGGGUUAUUGGUGGAUGUACACACAUCCUUUUCUCAAUUACAGAGAUUUGAAAAAUAGAGUUGUAAAUAGCACAAUAUCAACUGGUCCAGCAGUAAAUCCAGAAGAAGUAUCGAAUGUACCAUUUGCUUUCGCCUUUAUUCCUGGUGCUAUUAAUGUAGCUACAAAUGUAGAAGUUAUUGUAAAGGCUACUAUUACAACAGGGAUUGUCAGUACAAGUACAUUUUGUCGAAUGAUGCAUGUAGAUCCAAUGCUAACACAACGUAGUCGUUAUGGACCACCAGAUCGAAGUGGUACACAUAAACCCGGUUCAGAUGAGAAGAGUGUAUUGGGAAUAGGAGUUAUCGCAGGUUUAUCCGUUGCUCUCACCAUCACUGUUGUAGUAUAUAUGACGAUGGAUAACAAUAGACCAUUACCAAAAUGGGUACCUCGAGGGAAACUUAUAAAGAAUACAGUACUCGCUGCGGUGCCAGCGGGACUUCGUCCUGCAAAGAAGGAAAAACGUAUCGUGCAUAAAGACAUGUAUGAUGCUAUGAAGUCUGGUAGAUAUUGA